Drosophila biarmipes is the source of this 1937-nucleotide messenger RNA. RefSeq names its product nucleoporin Ndc1. The record is from RefSeq and is a predicted model, not a curated record. Gene Ontology annotation, molecular function: protein-macromolecule adaptor activity. NCBI's taxonomy places the organism in Eukaryota, Metazoa, Arthropoda, Insecta, Diptera, Drosophilidae. Gene Ontology annotation, cellular component: nuclear pore transmembrane ring. Bases 63 to 1868 code for a protein of 601 amino acids. The transcript has a single exon. Gene Ontology annotation, biological process: nuclear pore organization.
UACAAGUUGCACCCGAGCAGGCGUAGUACAAAAAAUCAACUUGUUACCAAGUCCGAACAAAAAUGUUGGAGGAGAAGGUCGAGACCACUGGCUAUGUGCCCCAAUAUUUCCUCUCGCUGCCGCGCAAGAUCAAGAAACUACUACUAUAUCGCUUUCUGUUUGCCACAUUACUGUGCUCGUGGCUGGACUAUCAGAUGCUUGCGAUUUUUAUGUGCGUCAAUUUAUUCGAGGUGAGGCGACCUCUGGCCUCCCUUAACGAAAUCUUGGGAUGGACUCUCUUCUCAGUGUACACCUGCAUUGUAAUGUUGUUUGUACGGUUGAGCAUGGUGGGUUAUGGCCUGAUGUUAUGCCACGUACACUACGCAAGCCCCCGGUGGUACAGAUACAAACUCUUGGGGAUCGUCAACGAGUUUCCCAUUCGUAUCUGCCUCUUUUCAUGGAUACUCUCAACAACGGUCGUUAGCAGCUGGUUAUACGCGUCCUUCGUGGAUUUGGUUGACGGAAAUUACGCGUUGGGAGGAUCCUGGUAUUACCUCAUGACCUUUGGUUGCUUUUGUGGAAUUUCCCAUUUCCACAAGCAUCACGGAAGACGUCUUAGAAGAUUCUCGCUGCCCAUGGUGCAUCUUGAUAUGAAGGAGUGCCUCCUGCAAAUCUGGUGUCACCAAUUGAAAUGUUCCGGGAAAGAAGCUUUCGCCCCAACUUUAUUAUUCGCACUGAUAUACUGGCCAUCGAUGGGCUACUUGGAAGCAACUGAAUUUGGUGGAGUCGUCACGGGAUUUACUGUGGUUCUAAAGCAACCCACACGACUCUUUCAGGGUUGGCUGCUAUCCACCCUGAUCCUGGCCAAAUUGCACAUAGUUCGAGAGGUUUACGGCCUGAUUAUGCAGCGGCAAUUAUCCUUGAUCAAUGAUUCGAGGCGCCUGCACGAGUAUCUAGAUGUCAAUCUGUUUAGCCUGAUACUAGAGCGAUUUCAGUAUUUUGUCUGCAUGAUGCAAAUGAAACCUGUGCCGUUGGAUGUGCAACGUUAUAAUCUCUCCUUACCGAUUGCCAUGGCCUUGGAUUCGGCGGAAAUAUAUGGCUUUCAACUACUGGCAGCCCGUGAUUUUUACGCCGCCAUGUCGGGCAGUCUAUGCAGUGAACUAUUCAAGCAGCAAUGUUUCAAGAGAAAUCAGAACUGGAGUGAGUUAUGCGACGUUGUGCUGGAAAUGGCGGAUGAUUUUCUUGCCAGGAUGGACUCCUGUCUGGAGGCUGCUCCUCGCAUAAAGGUCUGCAAUUUGCUGAGGAAACAAGUGCCCAAGAAGUCGCAGCUUCGCUCCUUGGUGAAGCCAGCUCCAGCACCACCACGAGCUAGCUCUAUGUGCCGAGGGCCUCCACAGUGUCGGAUGCCCGAGCACAUUUGGUGUGCCUGCAAUCUGAGAAGAUACCUUCACGACAGGAUACUUGCUCACUGGCAGUGUUUAUGGCUUAGAUUGCCAGUGGUUCCGCGAUACUAUAGCCUUUUCUACGACACAGAUCCCCUGGCUAGGCUCAACCACGAGUUGCGAUGUGCAGAGCCUCUGGCUUGGGCUCUUCAAGGACUCGUUUGCGUUUGUGUGAGAUCCCUGAAGGAAGAUAUAUUUGGCUACAUCCAGGGCGACCUGAGUCGAGUUCUCGCUUGCCUCUUGAAGGUGGAGGAAAAGUUGAUCACCGCGGAGGAAAUGCAGGCGAGAGAGCGCGGAAAACUGUGCUCCAGCCACGGUCUUUUAAUGUUGGCCACAAACCGCUGUUUAUACAAAAUGCUGUUUACUUUCGGCCCCCAUUUGGACUUCAUUGUGGAUGAAUUGCAGUUGGUGGAGAAAUGCAAACGUAGGAUGGAGACGAUACCCUGAGACUGUUUAUUUUCUGGCUAUUUAAAAUUGAUAUUUUUGUUUUGUGUAUUUGAAUAAAGUUUAUAAAGA